UGAGCCUCCAUUGAGGUCAAUUCCAGGUUUUUGGGGACAUUGAUGUUGCCUGUCGCACCUUUGGAAGAUUCCGUCCAUCUAGUCCCCUAUCUCUCUCGACAGACGGCCCAUCGCCAUCGCCCGCAAUGCCGCGCACUCGAUCCUCCGCUCCUUCGGAGCCUCCGCCGCAAUCAGCUUCAACUUCUCCAUCAGAAUCCGACCGACAAACCAAACAGCCAUUGAUGCCUAUCAAACCCAGCAAGACAUUUAUCUUGCCCUCCACAGUUAGCCCCGAAGCCCGCUUUCUCACCCUUCCCAAUCCGCAAACCUGUGAACCCACCCGCUACUUCUUCUGCCCGAAACAAGGUGUCUACGAGUUCACCUCCAUCACCUCCACCUCGUCUUCCCCGCGAAGUAUUCUGUUUGCGCACAACUCCCCCGCCAGUAAUCCUACGAAGACACCGGACGACAUCAGUGACACCACAUCCACCCAACCCGAAGAGCCCGCGCAUCCCCCAUCGUCGAUCUCGCAAAAUGCAGCGAUCCACAUCGCCACUCCUCUUGACUUCAUUUUCUUCCUCAUACCCCUCCUAACCACCGCCAAAGCCACCCUCUACCAACCCCUCGACGAUGUCAUCGACUCCAUUCAAGACGAACUCGCCCCUCAUCUUCGUUACGUUCUCUACAACGAGACCUUCCGCGACACUCUCCACGCCCGAGCAGCUGCAAUCUGUGAUGCUGUUGAAGCAGGCGACGAGAGACUGUUUCGGUUCAGUGAGAAGAAGCUACUCUUGGAGCUAGUGACAAAGGCAGAGAGGGUUCUUGCGGUCAAUGGGGACAAACUGCCUCCCAGUCUGGAAGAGAAGUUCGUGAGGAGUGCGCUGGCGAUGCCAUUAAUGGGCGUAAAGAGAGAUACUUCUUCUACUGUGAAGGUGGAGGUAGUCGUCCCAAGCGGUGGUGGGGAGAACAAAGAGAAUGAACUCGAAAGCAAGAAGAAUGCCUUAAAUGCUGAGGAGGCGCAAGAUGACACUGCUUGCGCUGUAACCUCAAGCGUCACCGUAGAUACAGAAGAAACACUCCACGAAGAAUCAUCUACCCCGGAUGGCGUGGCGGAGCUACUGCGCUUGUCGACCGCGUUGACCUUUAUCAAGGAGUCGUACCUGUCCAAAGAGCUGGCCGCGAGGGUCGAUGAGAUGUUGGCUGCUCCUGACACACCGAAAAACUUCCAGCCCAUGCGGGAGCAUCUUGAGCUUAUUGCGCAACUGAGAAAGGAGGCACUGGCCGCACGGUCGCUGGGAGAUUUUAGCCGGAAACGCAGUGCGGAGGACGAAGAGGCGGCCGAGACUCGAGCAGAGAAGAAGAAGCGGCAGGAAGAAGAGGAGAAGAAGAAGAAAGCUGGUGAGUCGAGAGGCGUAAGGGACUUGAAAAAGGUCAAUACCACGGGAAUGAAGAAGAUGAGUGAUUUCUUCGGCAAGGCAGCAGCGAAGAAGAAGAAGACCUAGUCGGAUUGCCUGAUCAUGUUUGGCAUAGUUGAGGCGUUAUCUGGAUCCUGGAUAGGGUUUUAUGUAUGUGGUUUUGGGAUAUCUAUAGAUCGAUGUGCAAGCGGUGGAU
Molecule: messenger RNA, 1590 nt
Organism: Aspergillus saccharolyticus JOP 1030-1
Lineage: Eukaryota; Fungi; Ascomycota; Eurotiomycetes; Eurotiales; Aspergillaceae
Exons: 1
Coding region: 126-1481 (451 amino acids)
Biological process (GO): ribonucleotide metabolic process; RNA catabolic process
Cellular component (GO): nucleoplasm; ribonuclease H2 complex
Source: RefSeq, a predicted model, not a curated record